AUGGACAUAAGCGUUGAUUUAUUUUACAACGAUGAAAAUGUUGGUCCCAAAACUGAUGUGCUGCGUAUACGAAAAAGGCUUCGUGAUCACUCGAAUCCUUUGGAACUUCCAAGAACCAAAUUCAUAAGCUACUUUCGUUUAAAUAAGGAAGCAUUUGCCUUUUUGCUAAACGAGAUGGAGGAACACUUCCAGAAACGUGUGCGAGGAACGGCUGUACCUCCCAUAUUGAAAUUAUGUGCAACUCUCAGGUUCCUUGCUGACGGCAGUUAUCAAAAGUGCAGUGGAAAUGAUUUUAAUGUUGGACUGGCGCAACCUACAAUAUCUGUAGUUAUUAAGGAGGUUUUAAAUAUAAUUGAGCAGCAUAUUUGUGGAAAAUGGAUUACAACCCAAAUGACUGAAGAGGAGCAAAAGCGUCAAAAAUUGCAUUCUAUUCAAAUAGCGGAUUCCCCCAAGUAG
Rhagoletis zephyria (snowberry fruit fly) is the source of this 456-nucleotide messenger RNA. RefSeq lists its product as uncharacterized. The record is from RefSeq and is a predicted model, not a curated record. NCBI's taxonomy places the organism in Eukaryota, Metazoa, Arthropoda, Insecta, Diptera, Tephritidae.